AUGUUUGCGAAGCAAGCAUUCGAACUGGUGCAGGAAGUACUCAGCUGUCCUAAAGAUGUCAUCCCUCCAUACAACGACGAGGCCUUUCGUAACGUGAUCGACGAAGUGAACAUGCAGCAUGAGAGGCUUGCAGCCGUGUUCCAGCGGGAAAGAACGGACCGUCUACAGGAGUUCCGAUGGACCCACCGGAGCCUGCCCGCACAUGUCCAGAACAACCUUAGCCCACUCGAGCUCCAAUACUUUGCCGGCUACGACCAGCUCCUGAACAAGUACAUGCGUUCUGGGAGACUGGGUGUAGGACUUGACCUAACAGCGGAUCCCACUCCCCCAGAGGACCCUUUCGUCCAAGUACGUGUUCUGAGGGACUAUGGGGAGGUCAUGUUCAGCAGCGGUAAGGUGGCCUUGCAGCGAGGCAAGUCCCACUGGCUGCCGCGUGACGAAGCACACCCCCUGGUCAUGGAUGGCGUGCUCGAGUUCCUGGCCGCCACGUCGUGCUAG
Molecule: messenger RNA, 498 nt
Organism: Auxenochlorella protothecoides
Lineage: Eukaryota; Viridiplantae; Chlorophyta; Trebouxiophyceae; Chlorellales; Chlorellaceae
Product: putative DNA replication complex GINS protein PSF1
Exons: 4
Coding region: 1-498 (165 amino acids)
Biological process (GO): DNA strand elongation involved in mitotic DNA replication; DNA replication
Cellular component (GO): GINS complex
Source: RefSeq, a predicted model, not a curated record